CUUUGCGGGAGGCACGGUCUGGCGCUCGGGCGCAGAAGCCGCUGGCUGCGCACGCGCAGUUGUUUGGCGGGAAUUUCGGAAGUAGCGGCGGCUACGCGGGACCGCGAACCGUACUAACGCGGUAGAGAGUCCUCUGCGGUGACGCCGAGUUUUCGGAGGAUGACUUCUGUGACCAGACCAGAAGAACAGGAACCAAUGAUGUCCAAGACUCAGGAUCAUCAGUUGCAAUCAAGUCUCAACCCUACGGAAGUGUUGCCUAGCUCCUCUGCCUCUGUGGAGAUGACUCAAGGCAUUGCAAAGGAAAAAAAUCACCUUGGCUGCAGCCACCAUGAAGAGGGGGAAAGUUGUAAUGACAACCAUCAGGAAAGACUUCAGUUGAGGUCAUUUCAUUUGUCCCCUCAAGAACAGUCUGUCCGUCAUCAAGACAGAAGGCAGUCUUGGAGACGAGCAAGUAUGAAAGAAAUAAACCGGCGGAAGUCUUUGGCUCCCUUUCACCCAGGCAUCACAGAUCUUAGCAGGUCCAUCAGUUUGAAGUUAGCAGAAAGCAAACGGCUUGGUGCUCUUCUGCUCUCCAGCUUCCAGUUCUCUGUUGAGAAACUUGAACCUUUCCUAAAGAGCACUAAGGACUUCAGCCUUGAAUGCUUCAGAGCAAAAGUAUCUUCUCUCUCUGAAGAAUUGAAACAUUUUACAGACAGGCUGGAAAGUGAUGGAACUCUACAAAAAUGUUUUGUUGAAGAUUCAAAAGAAAAAGCACCAGAUUUUUCACUUGAAACAUCAGUGGCUGAGGUGAAAAAAUACAUAGCAAAAUUUUCUUUAGAGCGUCAGACUUGGGAUCAGCUCUUACAACAGUACCAGAAGGAGGUUCCACCCGAAGAAAUGCCCAGAGGAUCAACUGAAACUAAAAUCACUGAAGUCAAAGUGGAUCCUACAACUUACCUUGGGUCUUCCCAGAAGGAAGUCCUUAACACAAAGCCCAACUACCAGGAAAUCAUACGGAAUCAGAACCGAGUCUUUGCCUGCAUGGAGUUAGUGAUGGAUGAGCUGCAAGGAUCAGUGAAGCAGCUGCAAGCCUUCAUGGAUGAAAGUACUCAGUACCUCCAGCAGGUGUCAGUACAGCUCAAGAAGAGAAGCAUGGAGCAAUUAGAUACUUCACCUGCUCGAAAACUGCUCAAACUCCACCUGCAGAAGUCAUCUACCAUACAGUGAUGAGGAUCUCGUCAUUGUAGUUUCUGCUGUGAGCUGCCAGGGAGAGGACAGGGAAGAGUGCCUCCACAAAUGGCAGCCUCACCACAGUUUCCCCAAAGUUGGACAGUUCCAACUGCAGAGCACUUUCACUGUUUGAGUGACAGCAUGUAUGCAUCCAGAAGGAUGUUGUUAAAGACAUUUCUGUAGGAAUGUGCAAGAUGCUUGAAAUGACCUUCAGAACCAAUAACCCAUUGCUUUAAAUGUCCUCAUGGCCAGCACUUUUCAUCCCAUGAAGAUAUUGUUAAGUUUUAAAACAGCCCAAAGACAUUUAGAACCAACCUUAAUGAAAUGUUUUCUGGGCCAAGUUGGGUUUUUGUCAUAAAGGAAUGAAGCUAAAGUUUUCAGGUGUAGCACUAAAGGUGUAGUGUGGAACGUUGUUGCAUAAUGGGUAUACUGGAUCACUUCACAAAAUGCCCAUUUUCUAAAGUGUCCUAAUGUCUGUACUGUGCUUCAGUUUUUAAUAUUGAAUUGACCUUCUGCAGUCUAAAUUAUUGUAAAAAGAAAAGGGCUGAGAUGAUUUAAUUUUUUUUCCUCUGGAAGUUUCCCUUAAGAAUUCACCCUCAGGGCUUUGCAUGUGCUAAGCAAGCAUUCUCACUGAAUUUCAUCUUUAGUCUCCAUAUUUUACUUAAAAAAAAAAUUAUUUUUUAUAUAUACAGUGUUCUGUCUGAAUGUAUGCUUGCAUGCCAGAAAAGGGCACCAGAUUUCAUUACAGAUGGUUGUAAGCUACCAUAUGGUUGCUGGGAAUUGAACUCGGGACCUCUGGAAGAAGUUAGUGGUCUUAACCUCUGAGCCAUUUCUCCAGUCCAUAUUUUACUUUUUUAAAAUUGUUGUAGUUACUGAAUGGUGCCUAGGACAUAAUAGCCCUGUAAGCUAUGGUUAAAAACUUUGUGUUGUCAUUUCCUGUGACUGAGGAAUAGUUACUUAACCUCUUAUCUAGAACAUUGGAAGAAUGUUAGAAUCUGUGUUUUAAGGGCACUGUGAGAAUUUUAGAUAGUAAAAGCUAACAAUCAUAUUAUCAGUUUAUUUUGCUGAAGACUUAAAAAAUGAGUAGACUGGAAAGCUAAUGUCUAAUUUGGAAUACCAUAUGGAGAAUUCAAGCAGACUGCUGUUACAUAUGCAGAUGGAGACCUGUGUAGUAAAGUCUGGAUUAGAAAUAAAAUUUAAAAGUUAUUCCUAGUUAUUGAAGAUUGAGGGUUGUAUUGUCCAAAGUAGAACAAGAAAGGACAUUUCAAACAGCCUGCAAGAAAGUCAGUAUUUAAGAGUCAAAGAUGGUAUUAUUGAUUAUUGUUUCAAAAGCAGAGAAGUAGAACAAAGAGCAUAAACUUUGGGGCAUAUCUUAAUCUCAUUUGUUUGCUUUGUCAAAAGGAAAAAUUAUUUAUAUUCAAAGAUGAUUAUGCCUUCCUCCAUUUUAUUACAUUCUAUCACAUUUGUAAGUGUUCAGACUUGAAGAUAGGAAAUAUGUUGGGUGUCUUCAACCACAUAAAAGGGCUAGAACAUUAAAAAAAAAAAAAAGCACUAAAAACUUAGAUCUCAGCACUCAAGAAACAAGUAAGAGAAUCAGGUGUGUAACAGAUUCUAGGCCAGUGGAUCACAUUAGACCCUGCCUCAACAAUACUUACUGAGCUCUAAGCAUCACUAGUGCUUACCACAGCUUUAUGAGAGAUACUUUUUUUGUUUCUUGUCAUUCAUAGAACAUUGGAAAUGUUUACUAAUUUAGCCAAGGAUACAUACACCAGUUCAUAUAAUAAAAUCAUAUAAUAAAAGGGUGUCAAUAUUA
This is a messenger RNA of Phodopus roborovskii (desert hamster), 3022 nucleotides long. RefSeq names its product DSN1 component of MIS12 kinetochore complex (gene Dsn1). The transcript has 11 exons. Gene Ontology annotation, biological process: cell division; mitotic sister chromatid segregation. The coding region runs from base 160 to 1206 and encodes 348 amino acids. Lineage: Eukaryota; Metazoa; Chordata; Mammalia; Rodentia; Cricetidae. Gene Ontology annotation, cellular component: MIS12/MIND type complex. The record is from RefSeq and is a predicted model, not a curated record.